CACGUGCAAGAGAUCUGGAGGUCCUUACUAUAUCCUGUCGCACUAAUGACGACACCUCUGCUUUCAAACAAACACACAAAGUUCGUAAUGUUAUCAGGAAGCAUGCUGUCCAUGGAGUUGUAGUCAACCUCCCAGGACGUGGGCGCAAGAAGACUCUGGUUCCACCGGGUGAAAAAGCAGUUCGUUCUGCAUCUAUCCAAAAUAAAAUGACAUCUGUUUGUGAUGCCACCAUUGAUGACAAGGAAAAUGGUUCCGAGUCGACGGAGUCUCAGGACAAGGAACAUCCACGGCUUCUCAUCCCAGAGUUAUGUCGUCUUUUCUACCAACUCGGCUGGGUUACUGGGACAGGAGGAGGGCUAAGUUUGAGACGUGGAGAUCAGAUCUACAUUGCCCCGUCUGGAGUGCAGAAGGAGAGACUACAGCCAGAUGACAUGUUUGUCUGUGAUGUGGAGGAGAGAGACAUCAGCUCCCCACCCCCCUGGAAGAACCUGAAGAAGAGCCAGUGCACCCCUCUGUUCAUGAAUGCCUUCACUAUGAGAGCGGCGCAGGCCGUCAUCCACACCCACUCCAAGGCUGCCGUCAUGGCAACUCUGUUUUAUCCUGGCAAGGAGUUCCGCAUAACUCACCAGGAGAUGAUAAAGGGAAUCCGCAAGGGCACCUCCAGAACCAACUACAGAUAUGAUGAAACCCUGGUGGUCCCCAUCAUUGAGAACACCCCGGAGGAGCAGGACCUGAAGGAGCGCAUGGCGCUGGCCAUGGAGCAGUACCCAGACUCCUGUGCGGUCCUCGUCCGGCGCCACGGCGUCUACGUGUGGGGGGAGUCCUGGGAGAAAGCCAAGACCAUGUGUGAAUGUUAUGACUACUUAUUUGACAUCGCCGUCCAAAUGAAGCAGAGUGGAAUGGAUCCUUCAGCACCACCCAUUGAAGAGAACCAUUACGACCAUGUCCAACCAUCCCAAUAAAUGGAGGCAAACAAUCAGGUCCUAAAAUGAACACCUGCCAAAUGUGGAUUUUUUUUCCCCAGCCAUGUCGCCGGGUGGUCAGGACUUCACAGUGAAAGUAUUUCACUCACAUUUGUGAAUAUAGAAAGUCAAGUUUGAUCACAUUUAUAUUGACAUAUAUGCUGCACUUGCUGUUUUCAAAAUAUUUCUGCCGAUUUUUUUUUUUUUUUUUUUUUUUUUUUUUUUUUUUUUUCAUAGCUGGUAAUAUAUAGCCUGUUCCACCUCGCUCUGCAACACAGCCUGGCUGGGGGACUGUGCGCACGUGAAGAGCUGAGUGAAAGAUUACAUUUUUAGAAGCGCUGUGCACAGGCAUAAAAGUUGGUCUAAUUUACUUGAGAAGAAAGUCUACUGAAGCGAAACCCUGUCCUUGUGUUUCUUGAAUAUUUACAUUGUUUUGUUCACAAACUAGGUUGUUUUUCUAUGUUUGAGUUUCAACUGCUUGGGAAGAGAAGACCACGCUUCUACUAGUCAAUCUCACAGGCAGAAACAAUACUGAUUUGCGCUGCCACGGUAACCUCCCUCCCUUAAAGGUGCAGGUGAACAUUUUUGUCUCUGUGAUAUUUUGGUUAAAAAUUAAAUGAAUGAAUAUACCAAUUUGA
Oncorhynchus keta (chum salmon) is the source of this 1600-nucleotide messenger RNA. Its product is annotated as methylthioribulose-1-phosphate dehydratase. The transcript has 8 exons. The record is from RefSeq and is a predicted model, not a curated record. Gene Ontology annotation, cellular component: cytoplasm. Lineage: Eukaryota; Metazoa; Chordata; Actinopteri; Salmoniformes; Salmonidae. Bases 207 to 962 code for a protein of 251 amino acids. Gene Ontology annotation, molecular function: metal ion binding; methylthioribulose 1-phosphate dehydratase activity.